Molecule: messenger RNA, 1044 nt
Organism: Cotesia congregata
Lineage: Eukaryota; Metazoa; Arthropoda; Insecta; Hymenoptera; Braconidae
Source: the annotation of a GenBank genome assembly
AUGGGAAAAGGGUUUAAUAAUUACAUGUGUAAAAAGUUUUUUCAUCCAGCUUCACGUGACAAUUUAAAAAGAGUAUGGAUGGCAGAACAGCAGGCUGAUGCUUAUAAAAAGAAACAAGAAGAAUUACGAGUUCAAUAUGAAAAGGAGCAGGAUCUUCACAAUAACAAAGCUCUGCUGAGUAAAGAAAGCAAGGACAAAUUAAGCGUAAACUUUAUGUACGAGCCUCCUCCGGGUGCUAAAAAAGAACGAGAAAAAGAAGACAACGAACCAGAGUAUAAAUUUGAAUGGCAGAGAAAAUAUAAUGCACCUAGGGAAAGUUAUUGUAAGGGAGACAGUGAAAUUAGGGAUCAACCUUUUGGUAUCCAAGUACGAAAUGUUCGAUGUAUCAAGUGUCACAAAUGGGGACAUAUCAAUACUGGUAAUUAUGAUGAAAUUAAUUCAUAUGAAUUUAUUAAUCAUGAAGAUCAAUUGUUAUCAGCGGACGAAGAUGAAAUGUCUGAAGAAGCAUUUUUCAACUCUUUAUCUAAGAAAGAAAAGAAACGAUUGAUAAAGAAAUUAGAAAAGAUGGAGAAGAAGAAAGCCAAGAAAGAAAAGAAACGUAAGAGCAAGAAAGAAAAAAAGAAAAAAUCAAAAAAACGUGAAAGUGUAUCUAGCAGUAGCAGCAGCAGCGAAAGUAGUGAUAGCGAAUCUGAGAGCUCGAGCUCUGAAGAUGAGAAGAAACGACGGAAAAAAAAGAAAUCUAAAAAGACACACGAUUCGAGUUCGAGUUCCUCUGAUGAAGAAACGAUUGUAAAGGAAAAAGAGAGAUCGAGAGAGAAAGACAGAGAAAAGUUCAAGGAUAGGCGGCAGGAAGAAGUUAGAAGAAGAGACGAGAGAUUUGAUCGUCGACCUGAUCGUAGAGAUCAUGGGCAUUAUUAUGAUAAAGAAAGUUUUAAAGAUAAGGCUGAUUAUAAUCGUGAUCGUAAUCGACAUGAUCGCAAACGAAAGUCUGAAGAAUCAGACGAACGAAGAUAUCGACGUGAUAAACGAAUCAGGAAUUCUUAA